Cynocephalus volans (Philippine flying lemur) is the source of this 2100-nucleotide messenger RNA. It is a transcript of the gene SLC2A5, whose product is annotated as solute carrier family 2 member 5. The record is from RefSeq and is a predicted model, not a curated record. The coding region runs from base 1 to 1506 and encodes 501 amino acids. Gene Ontology annotation, biological process: fructose transmembrane transport. Gene Ontology annotation, molecular function: fructose transmembrane transporter activity. Lineage: Eukaryota; Metazoa; Chordata; Mammalia; Dermoptera; Cynocephalidae. The transcript has 12 exons. Gene Ontology annotation, cellular component: plasma membrane.
AUGGAGCAACAGGAUCAGAUCAAGAAGGAAGGGAGGCUGACGCUUGUGCUCGCCCUGGCCACCCUGAUAGCUGCCUUUGGGUCGUCCUUCCAGUAUGGGUACAACGUGGCUGCUGUCAACUCCCCAGCAGAGUUAAUGAAACAAUUUUACAAUGAGACCAACUAUGACAGAACUGGUGAAUUCAUGGACGACAUCCCCCUGACGCUGCUGUGGUCUGUAACUGUGUCCCUGUUUCCCUUUGGAGGUUUUGUUGGAUCCCUCCUGGUUGGCCCCUUGGUGAAUAAAUUAGGCAGAAAAGGGGCCUUGCUGUUCAACAACAUAUUUUCCAUCGUGCCUGCGAUCUUGAUGGGAUGCAGCAAAGUCGCCGGAUCAUUUGAGCUCAUAAUUGUUUCCAGACUUUUGGUGGGAAUAUGUGCAGGUGUGUCUUCCAACGUUGUCCCCAUGUACUUAGGGGAGCUGGCCCCUAAAAAUCUGAGGGGGGCGCUUGGAGUGGUCCCCCAGCUCUUGAUCACUGUUGGCAUCCUUGUGGCCCAAAUCUUUGGUCUUCGAAGUCUCCUCGCAAACGAUAAAGGCUGGCCGAUCCUGCUGGGGCUGACCGGGGUCCCCGCGGCGCUGCAGCUCCUGCUGCUGCCCUGGUUCCCCGAGAGCCCGCGCUACCUGCUGAUCCAGAAGAAGGACGAGGCGGCGGCGGGCACGGCUCUGCGGACGCUGCGCGGCUGGGACGCGGUGGACGCGGAGCUGGCGGAGAUCCGGCGGGAGGACGAGGCGGAGCGCGCGGCGGGCUUCGUGUCGGUGUCGCAGCUGUGCGGCUCGCGGGCCCUGCGCUGGCAGCUCGUGUCCACCGUCGUGCUCAUGGCCGGCCAGCAGCUGUCGGGGGUGAACGCGAUCUUCUACUACGCCGACCAGAUCUACCUGAGCGCCGGCGUGAGCGAGACGGACGUCCAGUACGCGACGGUCGGCACCGGGGCUGUCGACGUGGUCAUGACCCUCUGCGCCGUGUUGGUGGUGGAGCUCCUGGGCAGGAGGCUCCUGCUGCUCCUGGGCUUCACCGUGUGCUUCGUAGCCUGCUGCGUGCUCACGGCCGCGCUGGCCCUGCAGGACACAGUCACCUGGAUGCCUUACGUCAGCAUUGUCUGUGUCAUCUCCUACGUCAUAGGACAUGCCCUUGGGCCCAGUCCCAUCCCGGCGCUGUUCAUCACCGAGAUCUUCCUGCAGUCCUCCCGGCCGGCCGCCUUCAUGGUGGGGGGCAGCGUCCACUGGCUCUGCAACUUCGCCGUGGGCCUGGUCUUCCCAUUCAUCCAAAAGGGCCUUGGCCCCUACAGCUUCAUCAUCUUUGCUGUGAUAUGUCUCCUCACCACCAUCUACACCUUCAUGAUUGUCCCCGAGACCAAGGCCAAGACAUUCAUUGAGAUCAGUAAGAUUUUCACCAAGAUGAACAAGGUGUCAGGCACCCACCCAGAAAAGGAGGAACUGAGAGUCUUUCCACCUGUCGUUACAGAACAGUAGCUCAGGGGAGAGGAGCCUGUCUAGUGGCUCUGUGUGGAGCUUCCCCUCUGGCCUUUUUUUUCUGACUUCUAGUUGUCUGAAUAUCCAGAAAUAAGACAAGCUGGUGUCAAACACCAUCCUCCUCUCUGGCCUCCCCGCCCAGAGGGGACUAUCCAAAGGGCUUCUGUGCUAUUCUGAGAGCUGGACUGGUCCGUCACCGGCCCUGAAUCAAGUGAACAGCUGUCUCUCAACCCUGCUGGGCUGGCCAUCGUGUGGCUCCUGGUAACACAGCUUUUAUAACAAAGAUAGUUACUAUGGUGGCAAGAAAGAAGGAAUCAGAUUUUUCCAGAGAAACUAACUCUUCUCUGUGGCCCCCAUGGGUGCUCUGAGAGCCAUGGGCAUUUGUCUAGAGCUGAAUUCAUCCUCUUAUCAGAUCUUGUUCCAAAAAUAUUGUCUUGGAAAGUGUGAUGUCAAACAUAGUGACAUCCAGAAAGCUGAGGUACAGGUCCCUGUGGAGACAUUAACUGAGCCAGAAUUAUUAAUCAUAAAUUAUAUUGUUAGUGGACAAUGGACUUGCUUCUGUAUAGCCAAUAAAACAAACCUGAUCACUUUUCA